Messenger RNA from Salarias fasciatus (jewelled blenny), 1737 nucleotides. RefSeq names its product frizzled class receptor 1 (gene fzd1). The transcript has a single exon. The coding region runs from base 1 to 1599 and encodes 532 amino acids. The record is from RefSeq and is a predicted model, not a curated record. Gene Ontology annotation, molecular function: Wnt receptor activity; Wnt-protein binding. Gene Ontology annotation, cellular component: plasma membrane. Lineage: Eukaryota; Metazoa; Chordata; Actinopteri; Blenniiformes; Blenniidae. Gene Ontology annotation, biological process: canonical Wnt signaling pathway; non-canonical Wnt signaling pathway.
AUGCUGGUCGGCCUGCUGUCCGCCGUGCUGCUGCACGCCGGCGCGUGCGGCGGGCAGCACGGCGGCGUGUCGGUGCCGGAGCACGGCUUCUGCCAGCCCAUCUCCAUCCCGCUGUGCACGGACAUCGCCUACAACGAGACCAUCAUGCCCAACCUGCUGGGCCACACCAACCAGGAGGACGCGGGGCUGGAGGUGCACCAGUUCUACCCGCUGGUCAAGGUGCAGUGCUCCCCGGACCUCAAGUUCUUCCUCUGCUCCAUGUACGCGCCGGUGUGCACGGUGCUGGAGCAGGCGCUGCCGCCGUGCCGCUCCCUGUGCGAGCGCGCGCGCCAGGGCUGCGAGGCGCUCAUGAACAAGUUCGGCUUCCAGUGGCCCGACAGCCUGGCGUGCGAGAGCUUCCCGGUGCACGGCGCCGGCGAGCUGUGCGUGGGCCAGAACAUGUCGGACCGCUCCGAGCCCGACGGCCCGGACCUGCGCUACCCCACCGCGCGCACGCACGCGGACUCGGGCGGCCACUUCCGGUGCCCGGCCUCGUUGCAGGUGCCCCCCUACCUGAACUACCGCUUCCUGGGCCAGGAGAACUGCGGGGCGCCGUGCGCCGCCAUGUACUUCAGCCCGGAGGAGCGGCGGUUCUCGCGGGUCUGGAUCGGGAUCUGGUCCGUGCUGUGCUGCGCCUCGUCCCUCUUCACGGUGCUGACCUACCUGGUGGACACGCGGCGCUUCAGCUACCCGGAGCGGCCCAUCGUCUUCCUGUCGGGCUGCUACAGCAUGGUGUCGCUGGCCUACAUCGCCGGCUUCCUGCUGGAGGACCGGGUGGCGUGCAACGACGGCUUCGACGGCGGCGUGCGCACCGUGGUGCAGGGCACCAAGAAGGAGGGCUGCACCGUGCUCUUCAUGAUGCUCUACUUCUUCGGCAUGGCCAGCUCCGUCUGGUGGGUGGUCCUGGCCCUCACCUGGUUCCUGGCGGCGGGGAUGAAGUGGGGCCACGAGGCCAUCGAGGCCAACUCGCAGUACUUCCACCUGGCGGCCUGGGCCGUCCCCGCCGUCAAGACCAUCGGCGUGCUGGCGGUGGGCCAGGUGGACGGCGACGUGCUGAGCGGCGUGUGCUUCGUGGGCCUCAGCAGCGUGGACGCCCUGCGGGGCUUCGUGCUGGCGCCGCUCUUCGUCUACCUGUUCGUGGGAACCUCCUUCCUGCUGGCCGGCUUCGUGUCGCUGUUCCGGAUCAGGACCAUCAUGAAGCACGACGGCACCAAGACGGAGAAGCUGGAGAAGCUGAUGGUGCGCAUCGGGGUGUUCAGCGUGCUGUACACCGUGCCCGCCACCGUCGUCAUCGCCUGCUACUUCUACGAGCAGGCCUCCCGGGAGCACUGGGAGCGGACCUGGAUCGGCCGGACCUGCAAGGCCUACGCCGUGCCCUGCCCGGCCCGGAGCCGGCCCGACGCCAGCCCGGACUUCACCGUCUUCAUGAUCAAGUAUCUGAUGACGCUCGUCGUGGGGAUCACCUCCGGGUUCUGGAUCUGGUCCGGGAAGACCCUGAACUCCUGGAGGAGGUUUUACAGCCGACUGGCCCACAGCAAGCAGGGAGAGACCACCGUGUGACCAGAGACCACCUCCUGGAGGGUGAGACCUCCUCCUGGAGGGUGAGACCACCUCCUGGAGGGUGAGACCUCCUCCUGGAGGGUGAGACCACCUCCUGGAGGGUGAGACCUCCUCCUGGAGGGUGAGACCACCUCCUGG